AUGGCGGACCGAUCAAACCACUCCAAGAAGUGGAAGGGGGGUGGCAAAGGAGGAAAAUGGCAGAAACAGACCAAAAUGUCUACGAUUGAACAUGGUGAUGUGGGUGUCUUCGUGACAUGCGAUAUGGGUAAAGAGAAAAAAUGCCUCAAUGAGGCAAUCGAUCUAUUCUCACAGGCCAUUGAGGGCACCACCGAGGAGGAAGACGAGCCAGACACCGAUGAUGAAGACAUCGAGGCUCAGAUUCAACGGGAGUUGGAGGGCUUACAGCCCAACAAAGAUAAACCCCGUCAAUUCCGGCCCGUGCAGCUGGAGAUGCCAUGUGUUACGUUUGUGCGCCUGGAUCCCUCAAUAGAGCCAGUGCAGUUGGUCCAUCGUCUGUGCAGCGAGGCCUACGCCAACCCAGAAGUCAAGAAGAGUCGCUACAUUCAGCGUAUGCAUCCAGUGACAAAGAUCCAGAAGACCCUGCGUGUGGAUCUAGAAGCUUUUGCGAAAGAAAUCCUGAAACCCUAUUUCCACUCUGGUGGUCCCCCAAAGACGUACGCCAUUCGGCCUUCCGUGCGAGGAAAUGCAAAGCUCAAUCGAGAUAUUGUGAUCAAGACCGUGGCCGAUGCUGUCGGCCCUGAGCACCGAGUGAAUUUGAAGGAGUAUGACUAUAUGAUUCUUGUCGACGUCGCCCACAACGUUAUUGGUAUGAGUGUCGUGGGAGGGGACUAUGAUAAGCUGAAACGUUUCAAUUUGGCUGAGAUCUACAAUCCUAGUCCUAAAGGAGGACCAACAACUCCGUCCACAAAGAAGCCCAAGUCUGAGGGUCAAUAG
Messenger RNA from Penicillium brevicompactum, 816 nucleotides. Its product is annotated as THUMP domain-containing protein. The transcript is spliced from 6 exons. The coding region runs from base 1 to 816 and encodes 271 amino acids. Gene Ontology annotation, biological process: tRNA modification. Gene Ontology annotation, molecular function: RNA binding. NCBI's taxonomy places the organism in Eukaryota, Fungi, Ascomycota, Eurotiomycetes, Eurotiales, Aspergillaceae. The record is from RefSeq and is a predicted model, not a curated record.